This is a messenger RNA of Coturnix japonica (Japanese quail), 511 nucleotides long. The record is from RefSeq and is a predicted model, not a curated record. NCBI's taxonomy places the organism in Eukaryota, Metazoa, Chordata, Aves, Galliformes, Phasianidae.
CUUUACCGCGACGGAUGCCGUUUCCGUCUCGUAUUUAAGACGUCACUUCCUGCUUCCGGUUCUCUUCCGGGUCACCAUGGACCCCGAGUUUGACGACGUUGUGGCGCCGGAGGAUUUAAUGGUCCUAGAGCGGCGCUAUACCUUGGCCUGCCAGCAGGGGGCGCCGUCGCGUCGCUGCCGCUUCGAAUACGCCUGGGGGUUGCUGAGGAGCCGUUACCAUGGUGAUAUACGGAAAGGGGUCGCCAUGUUUAGAGAUCUCAUGGCCGAUGGGGACCCAGACGAGCGCCGUGACUACGUCUAUUACCUGGCAGUGGGGAACUACCGCCUUAAGGAAUAUGAGGAGGCCUUGAAGUACGUGGGGGCGCUGCUCCAGGCUGAGCCGGGAAACACACAGGGACUGAGACUGCAACAACUGGUCAGGAAACGCAUGAACAGAGGUGAGACCCAUAGAAACCCCAUAGAGACCCAUAGAGACCCCAUAGAAAUUCCAUAGAGACCCCAUAGACCCAUA